AUGCUAAAGAAGAAGUCAAGCGAGGGCGAAAAGAAAAGGAAGCACCCACCGCCCGACGAGCGGCAUCGGAACAGUAAGCGUAGAAGCGCCGAAAGCAACGUCGAGGACGAGUUCGCCGACCCGGAGCUGGACAGGGUCGGCAGUGACAUUGAGGAAGGCGGACUCGACCUCGGCGUGCCGUUUAAGCCCAUAAACGCCUACGUCGGCGACAAGAAAAAGAUGCUGGAGCAGUGCUUCGGGGUGUUGGGAGAAAAGAAACUACGUAGGAUGCUGCCCGAGCCAUUCAAGGAUUUGAAUUUAGAGGUGGUCCGACGACUGUGCUGGGAGCAACUGGAACCAAUUUCGGAGAGGAACAUCAUGCAGAUCCUAUCUGGGGGAGAAGUUACCGAAGAGGACAACGCCAGCCAACAGAACUCGCAAAAGAAGGAAGACGACAACAUGGACUCCACUGCCAAAGAACCCGAAAAGACUGAAAACGCCCAGAAAGAGGGCACAGGCUCCAACGAUGAGAGCGACGUCCUCAGCAUCGACGCCGGCGACAGCGAUAUCGACGCACCUAAGGAGGAGCCGCCCGGCAAAACGGCGGAAAUCGGCGCUGGCGGACACCCCUCGCGGGGCAAAAAGGACAUCCAAAGCGACAUCGACCGAAGCGUUAGCGAAAUUUUGGCGCCGGCGGAGAAGGAGGCCUCUGCAGUCGUUCGCUGCCGGGCGGACACGGGGGCGGACGCCGCCCCGUGUCCGCCGUCCAUUCAGCAGCUGGAACUUCUUGAGCUGGAGAUGAGGGCACGUGCCAUCAAAGCCCUCAUGAAGGCCAGUCACGGAAAAAUGUCUUAA
This is a messenger RNA of Nerophis lumbriciformis (worm pipefish), 834 nucleotides long. Lineage: Eukaryota; Metazoa; Chordata; Actinopteri; Syngnathiformes; Syngnathidae. The record is from RefSeq and is a predicted model, not a curated record.